Messenger RNA from Aspergillus aculeatinus CBS 121060, 1478 nucleotides. RefSeq names its product putative CUE domain protein. Gene Ontology annotation, molecular function: zinc ion binding; dioxygenase activity. The coding region runs from base 33 to 1394 and encodes 453 amino acids. The transcript has 2 exons. Gene Ontology annotation, cellular component: nucleus. Gene Ontology annotation, biological process: DNA repair; DNA alkylation repair. The record is from RefSeq and is a predicted model, not a curated record. Lineage: Eukaryota; Fungi; Ascomycota; Eurotiomycetes; Eurotiales; Aspergillaceae.
AAACAGUUGGCUUCCUAAGAGGAGUGUACACCAUGGAUCGGUAUCUUUCCAGAAAACGGGCCCGGAGUCCACCGGCGCCCACCUGCUCGGACGAAGACUCGACCGAUAUGAAGCUCGCGCGCCUGGCCUCACUCUUCCCGAACAUGGCUCUAGAUGCAUUGAUGGAGAUUCUCCUCUCCACUGGCGGCUGCGUCGAGACGGCAAUCACCACGAUCCAAGCUCAGGCCUCUCUGUACCCUCCCAAAAGGCGAUCAACGGCCGGCGCCACACCCGCGGUUCAGACUUCCUUGAAUGCCCACAUGCGAAUAUCCCACCACCCGGAACAAAAGCGAUCGCGGACCCGAAAAGGCAAGACGCUGCAUCUAUACUCCCCGGAAGACAUCGCGGCGCACACGCCCUGCACCAUCAUCCACAACUUCCUGCCCGCGGAGCAAGCCAACGCGCUCCUCCUCGAGCUCCUCGACGAAUCGCAGCACUUCUCACGCUACCGAUUCCAGCUCUUCGACCGCACCGUCCAGAGCCCCCACUCCGCCAGCAUCUACGUCGCCACCCCCGAGCAACACCGCCAGCACACCUCCGAGUACACCUACGGCGGCACCUACCGGGCCACCGUCCGGCAGACCACCCCCCACCUGCGCGCGGUCUCUGGCAAGGUCCAGCAGGCGGUCAACGCGGAGAUCCAGCACCGCAUCCGCACCGUCUACCCGGGCGGCCGCAAGCUGAAGUAUCAGUCCCCCAAAGAGUGGAUGCCCAAUGCGGCCUUUGUGAAUUGCUACGACGGCCCCACGGAGGCGGUUGGAUACCACUCAGAUGAGCUGACCUAUCUCGGCCCGCGGGCCGUGAUCGGAAGCUUGAGUCUCGGCGUUGAGCGGGAGUUUCGUGUCCGAAGGAUUGAACCGAAUCCUUUGGAAGAACACAACAACUCUCGCAAAGCACCGACGACACCGUCAUCACCAGCAUCAGCAUCAGCAUCAUCCCGGGCAGACGCUCAGGGUCAAAUCUCUAUACACCUCCCGCACAACUCGCUGCUGGUCAUGCACGCUGAGAUGCAAGAGGAAUGGAAGCACGCCAUUGUCCCGGCACAAACCAUCUCGCCGCAUCCGCUGGCGGGGAACCGGCGCAUCAACGUCACGUAUCGGUGGUACCGCGACUCAUUGCACCCGCGGUACACGCCCCGGUGCCGGUGUGGCGCCCAUACGAUUCUACGGUGUGUGCAGCGCAGACGCGAGACCCGGGGCCGGUAUAUGUGGAUGUGCUAUGCGGGGUAUGCCCCGGGCAAGAAAGGGUGUAGCUUUUUCCAGUGGGCGGAUUUCGAUGAUGAUGGGGAGCCACUCUGGGACAAGACGGCGGUGCAUGAUGAUGCGCCGUGGUUGGAGAACUUCGUAGAAGGAUAGGACCAGUUUGAGACUGGGGUGGGGGGGGCACGUAGGAAAUGAGAAGGGGAAUACCAGUAUAUGAGAAUAUCCGAUCAACAGUGG